AGUCGUCACUAUACAUAGUCGAACGUGCGCUAAAUACGAAUUACACGAAUAAACGGCUUGAGUCUAUUCAGUAGUAUUUGACGUACAGUACCUAUUAUUAUAGUCAGUACUAUAAUUGUACUUAUGCUGUAUGGUUCUUAGUUGGAACACCUACAUUAAUCGCGUGCGUUUCUAUAAUUUAUUUUUCUUUAAAUCGAUUCAAAUCAUUCUUUUUCACUAAAGUACCUAUAAUAAUAAUACGACAGUCAAUUUUCAGACAGAUCAUAACACUCAGUGGGGAAAAUGGAAGUCGUCAUUGAACAAGGUGCUCUAAAAGGACUUAAAAAAAAAACGCUAUUGUCAAACAAACCUUACGUCAGUUUUCUAGGCAUACCCUACGCUCAACCACCCGUUAACGACUUAAGAUUCAAGGUGAACAGUUUCGUACAUAUAUAUUGUCAAUUACAGUUGGCUCCUGUCAAACAUCCCGGAUGGUCUGGAGUUUUAAAUGCUGUUUCAGAAAGAGACAAAUGCACGCAGUACGUUUUUAUGACGAAUCACAUCGUUGGAAGUGAAGAUUGCUUGUACCUAAAUAUAUCGGUGCCACAGCAGAACGAAUUGAAUGGAAAACUUGCUGUUAUGAUAUUCAUACAUGGAGGUGCCUUUAACUAUGGCAGUGGGUCAAUGAAUGAAUAUUCUCCCGAUUAUUUUAUCGACGAAAACGUGAUUGUCGUCACAAUAAAUUAUCGUCUAAACGCCCUAGGAUUUCUAAACUUGGAUAUUGACGAGUGUCCUGGAAACGUGGGCUUGAAAGAUCAACUAUUUGCAAUCAAAUGGGUUAAAGCGAAUAUAGCUGCAUUUGGGGGUGAUGUAAACAAUAUCACCAUAUUCGGUGAAAGUGCAGGAUCAGCGUCUGUUCAUUAUCACACAAUAUCACCACAAUCCAGAGGUUUAUUCCAAAAAGCAAUUAUGCAAAGUGGAAGUGCCUUUAACCCUUGGGCGUUUACUGAAAAUCAUAAAGCUUCAGCCUAUAAGUUAGCCAAAAACUUAGGAUGUUUAAGUAAUGAUCCCAAAGAAAUACUAAAAUACUUAAAAAAUGUAUCAGCGAUUGAUUUAGUGAAAGAAACUGAAUUCAAGGACGAAACAGAUUUUAUGGAUUACAAAUUUGUCCCAUCUAUUGAAAGUGAUGUGAUCAGUAAUCCAUUUUUACCAGCUCACCCUAAAACUUUAGCCACCUCUACAUUUCCAGUACCCGUAAUCAUUGGAGUUAACAAUAUGGAAGGAAUUGUAGCAUUAACUGAGGAUAGAAUAAGUCUAUUUUCCGAUGAUCACCACAUUACAGAUGAAAUUUCAAAACUAUUUAGAAAUCGGUACAGUACUGAAACUAUAAGUAAAAUAAAAAAUUUUUAUUUUAAUAAAAGUAAUAUCAGUUCUGAAACAAUGAAGUUGGAAAACAUAUGUAACUUGCACAGUGAUGUAUUUUUUUUCAACGGCGUUUAUGAAACCUUCGAUUGUUUUUUGAAGCAAAAUGGUUCACCAGUUUAUGAAUACGAAUUUAAAUUUGACGGGGAACUUAAUGGUGCAAAAAACAUGAUUUUUGCGACGAGACCAAUUCUUCGGCACGCAAUAAAAGGCGCAUGUCAUGCGGACGAUGUUAAUUAUUUUUUCCGUGAUCUAUCUGGGGUAGAUCCAAAACCCAACUCUCCGGAACUUGAAAUGUGUAAAAUGAUGUGUAAAAUGUGGACAAAUUUCGCAAAGACAAGUAAUCCCAAUUCACCGGAUUUAAGUUUCAAGUGGAUUAAUGCGACCGCAUGUGAUUUAAAAUAUCUGUCAAUAGAUGGAGACAGAACAUGUAUGAUCCAAGGCAUGAUGAACAAUAAAAGAUUUCGUUUUUGGAAAGAAUUAUCUGAAUCCAUUGUUUAGUUAAAAAUAAUGUCCUAGAUUGUAUUUCGUAAUUGAUUAAUAAUUAUUACUUUUUAACAUUAAAUAGUGUAUAAAAACCUAUAGCAUUGAUUAAUAACAUUUAUUUUUGGAAUAAUUUACUUAAUGUUGUAGUCUUAUAUUUAGAAGAAAAAUAACACUACUAACUAUUUUUUUUUUUUUGUAGUUUAAAAAAGAUUUAUUCUAAAGAAUUGUGUAUCUUAUCAAUUACAGAUUAAUAAAUAAAUUUCUAAAUUUAAUAUAUAAUUUUUGCUAUAGGUACCUAGUAUGAUUUAUUCAUAAAAAUAUUCAAUAAAUAUUAUACAAAUUUAA
Messenger RNA from Aphis gossypii (cotton aphid), 2232 nucleotides. Its product is annotated as juvenile hormone esterase-like. Lineage: Eukaryota; Metazoa; Arthropoda; Insecta; Hemiptera; Aphididae. The transcript has 11 exons. The record is from RefSeq and is a predicted model, not a curated record. The coding region runs from base 283 to 1902 and encodes 539 amino acids.